Cucurbita pepo subsp. pepo (vegetable marrow) is the source of this 608-nucleotide messenger RNA. The record is from RefSeq and is a predicted model, not a curated record. Lineage: Eukaryota; Viridiplantae; Streptophyta; Magnoliopsida; Cucurbitales; Cucurbitaceae.
UUUCUUGCAGUCUCUUCUCUUUUAGCCUUCAUCCUUUCACUUUUCUUCUUCAAUGGCGUGGUUCCCAUGCAUGCAUCUUUCCCCAACAGCGUCCCUUCCACCAUCUGCAAGAAAACUAGAAACCCUUCUUUUUGUUUUAACGUCUUGAAAUCUGCUGGCACCACUGACCUCAAAGGGCUGGCCACCUUUACCCUCAACCUCGCCCACAACAAGGCUACUAAAACCCAUGCCCUCGCCCAGUCCCUCGCUUCCAAGGCGGCCGAUCGCAAGCUUAAGGAGCGCUACGCCACCUGUGCCAAACACUAUGACAAUGCCGCCGACGACAUCGAGGAUGCGAAGCACAACUUGCGGAAAGGUUACUACAAUGGCGUCAACAUUCAGGCUUUUGGAGCCAUGACGGAGGUCGGCGACUGUAUGGACAACUUCACGCAGCCGCCAAAGAACCCAUCGGUGCUGUCUAACAACGAGAAGGUUGUAGAAGAUAUGUGUAGUAUUAUCUUGGUUAUAUCCAAUCUUCUUCUGGGGCGUUCCUAAGUCCUUUUUGGUUGUGUCUUUGUACUUAGAAUGCCAUGAACGCGUUCCUAAGUCCUUUUUGGUUGUGCUUUUGU